Molecule: messenger RNA, 2647 nt
Organism: Leptinotarsa decemlineata (Colorado potato beetle)
Lineage: Eukaryota; Metazoa; Arthropoda; Insecta; Coleoptera; Chrysomelidae
Product: inter-alpha-trypsin inhibitor heavy chain H4
Source: RefSeq, a predicted model, not a curated record
AGCAUCUAUUCCCACACUAGGUCAUAACUGGUGCGGUGUUCACAAUAUACUGCUCAGGUUUCAUUUUGAUAUUGAUAUUUGACGAGAAUUGUUAAAAUGAAGAGAAUACUAUUUUGUUUCUUAGCAACGCUGUGUACACUUGUAUUAGCGGCACCAAGUGACAAUAGUUUUGUAGUGGCUUCCGAAGAAAAAUCAAAGGAAAAUGAGAAAGACGAUGAAAAUGUUUCUGGUUCUAAACAACCGAUAAUCUAUGGCAUGGACAUAAAAUCAAAUGUUUCCAAUCGAUUCGCAAAAACUCUAGUGAUUAGCAAAGUUAGAAAUCCGGAUACGAAAGCAAAAGAGGCAACCUUUACAGUUGUUCUACCGGAGAAAGCUUUCAUUUCAGAAUUCGUGAUGGAGAUUGGAGGAAAGAGUUACAAAGCCUAUGUAAAGGAGAAAGAAGAAGCGAAGCAAGAUUAUGAUAGGGCCGUUGCCAGUGGUCAAAGCGCUGGGCAUGUUGAAGUUAGUGCAAGAGAUUCCAACAGAUUCACCGUGUCAGUCAACGUUGAACCUGAAGCGAAAGCAGUUUUUCUUCUGACAUAUGAGGAACUUUUGGAAAGAGAACAUAAUCAGUACGAACUUGUACUGAAUAUACAUCCCGGGCAAAUAAUCAAAGAUUUGAAUGUAGAGGUGUUGGUGAAUGAAAGCCGUCCACUGAAAUUCGUCAAAACCCCUUCUCUGAGGUCAGGAAACGAAGUGAGUAAAAAUGAUGAAAAACUCAAACCAUCGUCCGAAAUAGAGAUAAUCAACUCCACCAGUGCUGUUGUAAGGUUCCAUCCUGACGCCCAGCAGCAGAGACAAUUUGCUAAAGAACUGGGAGUGAAAGAAAAUGAAGGCAUUUCUGGGCAGUUCGUUGUACAAUAUGAUGUUGAAAGAGAUCCCAGAGGUGGAGAGAUAUUACUUCAAGAUGGAUAUUUUGUUCAUUUCUUUGCUCCUGAAGAUUUGGAACCACUUCCCAAACAAGUUGUUUUCGUUUUGGACACCAGUAGUAGCAUGAGCGGAGAGAAAAUACAUCAGCUGAAAGACGCUAUGAACAGUAUAUUGGACGAAAUUCGAGAGGGAGAUGUUUUCAACAUAGUUGAAUUCAACAGUGAUGUUUUUGUUUGGGAUAUCGAAACAGGAAAUAGUAAGACGGUUGAAGUAAACAAUAUUCAGGACCCGUUUGAAGAUCUACUGAAAAGCGAAUUACCACCUGCCAUAAUCGCUAACAAUGAAACGUUGAAGAAAGCAAAGAAUGUUAUCGAAAAAAUCAGAAGUUGGGGUGCUACCAACAUUAUAGGUGGACUGGAAACUGGGCUCCAUCUGGUUAAAGUUAAUACGAAAUAUGAAUCCACGAAAGAGAAAAAACAUCAACCAAUGAUUGUUUUUCUGACAGACGGUCAGCCAAAUGUUGGUGAAUGGUCAACUGACAAAAUUACAGAAAUUGUAACAAGACUGAAUGAAGAAGUUCCCAUAUUCUCCUUAUCUUUCGGAGAAGGUGCUGACAAGAGCUUUUUGAGGAAGUUAUCUCAAAAAAACUUCGGCUUCUCAAGACAUAUUUAUGAAGGAUCGGAUGCUUCUCUUCAGCUACAAGAGUUCUACAAGCUUAUAUCUUCUCCUCUAUUAUCGAAAGUGAAUUUCAAAUAUAAUGAUAAUGUCACAGAAGUAACCCAGAGCCAUUUUCCAAUAUUUUUCAGAGGAACUGAGUGUGUGGUAUCUGGACGAAUCAGAGGGCCGGAUCUCCACCCAGUAGUAGAAGCUCAUGGUUUCAAGGGUGAAAUCAGGCUAAUUCCUAAAGCAGAAACUCCAAUAACCUCUUUAGAGAGACUAUGGGCGUAUCUCACAGUGAAACAAAAGUUGAAACAACGCGAAACCGCUGAAAACAAAACCCAGUUGACUAAAGAAGCUCUUGACCUGGCUCUGAAAUAUUCAUUCGUUACUGAAGUCAGUUCGUUGGUUGUAGUUAAGCCUAAUGAAACAGCAGCAGUUGAUACUGAGGAUGCUUCAGUCUCCAAUCCAGAACGUCCAGUUUUCCAUUCAUUUGGAGUUCCCAUUCAGCCAAGUGGUUCAUACCCUAUGUUGGCAAGCGUAAGUGGAGGAUAUCCGGGUGCAGCUGGAUUUGGUGGAGGAUAUGCAGCUCGAUUGCCUCUUCCACAAAAUCGUAUAUAUUCAUCAGCAUUAGCUCCAGAUACCAGAUAUCAACUCACAACACCAUUUUUACCUGAUGGAUGGGGGCAACCUGAUGCCUUAGAUAUCACAAAGGAUGACGAAGAGGAAUCAGUUCCAACUUCAAGUUUGGAAGACUCAUUACCGUGGCUAAAUGAUGUUUUGGAUGCCAACAAAUCUCUCAAUAUAUCUGGAGUAAUCUACGAUAUCGGCAAAAAUGCUACAGUUCCUCCUGGCCUUGAUUGUCCAAAAACACCUGAGAAUGGAACCAUUCCCGGACAAUGUACACUUCUGAAGGACUGUCCUGAGGUGUUCACGUACUUGAUAGAUUUCCAAGUCUAUCUUCAAUAUUUCUGUCCUUUGGAAACGACGUUCGCUGGAGUCUGCUGCCCAAAAAAAAAGUAGUUUAGGUAAAAAUUGUUUUUUCUUACUACUUGAAUAAUAAACUUGGUGCAGUAGUUAA